Staurois parvus is the source of this 333-nucleotide messenger RNA. Lineage: Eukaryota; Metazoa; Chordata; Amphibia; Anura; Ranidae. The record is from the annotation of a GenBank genome assembly.
CACUGAUUGGCAGCACUGAUAGGUGGCACUGACUGGCAUUGAUAGGUGGCACUGAAUGGCACUGAUGGGUGACACUGAAAGGCAGCUCAGAUGGGCACUGAUAUGUGGCAUUGAUGUGCACUGUUAGGUACUGAAAUGUGGCACUGAUGGGCACUGGCAGGUGGCAUGGAUGAGCACUGACACAUGGCACUGAUGGACACUGACAGGUGGCACUGCUGGGGCUACACUGAUCAUCAGGGCACACUGAUCAUCACUGUCAGCAUGACAGCUCGUGAGGAGAGAAAUGCCGAUAACCGGCAUUUCCCUGUUUACAUGUGAUCAGCUGUGAUUGGA